Messenger RNA from Silurus meridionalis, 3932 nucleotides. RefSeq names its product KAT8 regulatory NSL complex subunit 1b (gene kansl1b). Gene Ontology annotation, molecular function: histone acetyltransferase binding. Gene Ontology annotation, cellular component: NSL complex. Lineage: Eukaryota; Metazoa; Chordata; Actinopteri; Siluriformes; Siluridae. The record is from RefSeq and is a predicted model, not a curated record.
AUGUGCGCGCGCCAUGUUCGAGGCGGCAGCAGGUGGCGCGCGCGCGCUCUCGCGCGUUCCCGUGGCGCGCUCCCCGGCGCCCCCUGUCGGUGAGACCGUGUCAGUAGGAGGAAGCGCCGCUGUUUUCUGUUUUGUCAGAGUUGAAAAUCCGCCGAGGCGCCAUUUUCCCCCUCCGUCUCUCUCCCUCUGACACAACAACAAUAUACAUAAAAAAAAGCCCCAGCAGCUCCAGCACACACCGCCAGCGCGCUCACCGAGCACGAAAAACCGCCGAAUCACACCGGAACCGCGCCGUGAGCAGGCUCAGGGAGGCGGAACAGCGUUGCAGUGCGGGGAUUAAAGCCCGGAUCCGGAUCGUGUGGGCUUUUUUUUUUCUUUCUUUAUUCCUCUUCCGUGCCUUUGUGUGAUUUCGGCUCCUUCGCCCAUUUCGUGAAUCCCGAACGGGAGCGGAUUUACCCGGACGAGCGGGACUACGAUCGGCUUGGAAACAGUAUUUUUAUUUCACCCUUUUCCUCCACAUUAUCACCGAGAGGAAUACCUCCAGCAAUCCUUCACCUUUUCACCAGGAGAACGCGGUUAUUAUUAAUAAUCUCUCUUUAAAAACACACUCAAACUGGAGCGUAAUUAGCGAAAUCCCCCCCCCCCUCCUUCUCGGAAUCACGUGCAGGUCGUCCUGUGGCGUGACGGUAGGUGGGUGGUGUGGCUUUGGCCUCGGCCCCCUCGCGCCGCUGAAUGGCUGCGAUGGCGCCCGCGCUGACCGACACGCCAGCCGACACUCACCGAAUCCGCCUCAAACUGGCUCCGUCCUCCUCUGCCAUCAACCCGACUGCCGUGGAGGAAAACGGCGCCACCGGCCGCGUCCUCGUCCCCACGAACGGCGCCGUCAAACGCAAAACCUCUUCCGACAAAGAGGAUCAUCUGUCCUGCUCGGCCGGGACCUUCAACAAGGAGGAAUCGGGUCGCGAUCUGGGCAAAAUCCAGCAGCUGGUGACCUCAUACCGCUGCUCGGAUGAGACCCUGAAACUUCAGAACGUCUUCGACAUCUUGCCCGGCUUCCUGCAGCGCAAACACCACACCCUGGAGCUGUCGGAGGAGCAGCUGAAGAGCAUCAUGAGCGCGGGAAACGCGAGCGGUCUGCCUCCGCUGCCGCAGAGCGGCAACGUUAACGGCGUGGCUCGGAAAAUUACUAAAGCGACCAGAGACUCCAGCAGCGUCACCAUGAACGGGGGCAAGUACGGACAGACAGCGCUCCCCUUUUCUCAUGGGGGGUUAAUGGGAAAUGGCCUCGUUCGAGAUGCCGCAGAGCAUCACCAGUGCCCCAGGGGUGUCUCUCGGGACCGUUUGAACAACCGCGAUAUCUUAGAAUCCCCCUCGUCCUUUCACUUGCCUUCACAGAAUGUUUCGAACAGGUUGACGCCGCUGAGCGCAGAGGUUUCUUUGCCUCCGUUUCACUCGUCCAACAGCCUGGGAGGAGACCUGCACAGCCGCUCGCAGCAGGUCGAGAGCCGUCAUCUAGAGAUCGAAGGUCGGCUGCGGCGCCUGCGCAAGCGACUGCAGGUGGUGCAGGCGAAACAGGUGGAACGUCACGUGCAGCAGCAGCUUGGUGGAUUACUCGACAGUACGCUGGGGUCUCGGGACGCCCGGGUCCAUCAGGAGAGAGCUGAAGCGAGCCGCUUCCUGAGGGACGAAUCUGCACCGGGAGAACUGGAGCGACUCGCGCUAAACUGCUGCACCAACCUGCGAGCAGCGGAAAGUGCCUUCGAUUCGGACGUGACCGAGAGCAGCUCCGGAGGUGAGACCGACAUCGAAGAGGACGAGCUGGCCCGGCCGGACGUGGAGCAGCGGCACAUUUCCUUGUGGAGGAGAGCUGAGGGCCGUUAUGCAGUUGAACGCUCCUCCAUCAUCAGUCACUGGAACUGGCUGCAGGCUCACGUCUCUGACUUGGAGUACCGCAUCCGCCAACACACUGACAUCUACCGUCACAUCCGCACCAGCAAGGGUGGCGUGGUGCUGGGUGAGAGCUCAGUUUGUGAGACAGCAGCAGAGAACAGCAGCGGCGGCGUGUCGAGGACGGAGAGUCUCACCUGUCCUCAGCUACCCGAUGCUGAGGGGACGAACGGCUCCUUGUCCACGCUCAGUGUCUCCAUGGAGACGAGUUUGAGGAAAGGUUUUCCGCCCGUCCGACACGUGAACGGCGUCAUAAACAGUCUGCGUUGCGGUUCUCCAGCCGUGUCUGAGGCGGAGCAGCAGAGGCUGAGUGCAGACUCGAGUUGUGUAGCAGCACGAACUCGACCUUUAAUCUCCUGCAGAAAGAGACGCCUGAUCCGACCCUGCACACUGACUCUCCUCAACACCAAGGUGCAGACGGCCCGAUGGCAUGGCUGUGAUAUCAGCAGUCAGUGUGUGAUGUGCUGUAGUCGUCCUGCUGCACCGUCACACACUCUGUUUCAGCGCCCCCUGCUGGAGAGACUGGCUCAGUUCGACCCCUGUGUCCACCCUAUACUGUCCUUCACCGACGAUGUUGGAAUGGGUCUGCAUUUGCAGCGUGCGAUGAAAUGUCACUGGCAGGGCCGGCCGCUGGACAAGAUCAAACCCAUCAAGAAGCUCUCACUCAAACAUCCAAAGUUCUCUCCAAGCGGCCGCCUUAUCGAUCCUUCAUCAUCAUCCUCAACUUCCUGCUCCAAAGACAAGCUCAAGCUGGCCAGCUCGUACUUCUCCACAGUUCGUUUGUCUCAUCACAGGGUGAGACCAGAGAAGCUGUAUCGACACCAGCAGAGUGACAACGAGUCUCGUCAGCUGUACAGAGCAGAGCGCAGUCGCAAGAGACCCCGGGAACACUCACUGGAGCGGGACAAUGUCAGUAAGGUGUAUAUGGAGGUGACCAGUCCCAGUUCUGCUCUGACCACGCCCACUCUUAGCCCUGUAGUGAGACAACUGUCAUCCUCGGAGAUCCCAACACCCUGCAGUUUCACCACCACACCGCAGCAGGCGCAGCGUAAGAGGAGAGUGGAGAGCUCGUUUGACAUCAACAACAUCGUCAUCCCCAUGUCUGUGGCCGCCACCACCCGAGUGGAGAAACUGCAGUACAAAGAGAUCCUCACACCCAGUUGGAGGGAGGUGAACAUCAUGGCCAGUCACAUUUCUGAGGAGGACGAUGCAGUGGAGAUUGAGGAUCUAUCAGAUGCUGCUUCUCAGCUUCAUCUCCCAUAUGAGGAUCAGGAACGUUCUCGGUGGAGUUGGACAUCCAGUUCUGUUGCCAAAAGGAGGGGCAGCCGGUCGUAUAAGUCCGUGGACGGCCGCAGCACUCCCCUGCUGGGUGGAACAAAUCCCUCCACACCUCAGCCUUCAUCUCCUGACCUGUCUCACUUCCCCCUGCUACAGGAUUACAGCUCAGCUCCAUCACCCUCACCCUCACCCUCCAGCCCCGCCAGCCCCGAGCUGCUCACACUCACACACACACACUCACACACACACACACCCGCCUCCAGAGACUCACACCGGCUCCUGUCCAAUGAGGACACGCGCUGCUCCACGCCCGACACCAGCUACGACGAGACGCCCGUGCAGCCCUGGGAAUGCCGAAGUUUCCCCCUUGACGCAGAUCCGGCGCAGGACCCUGAGCAGCAGGCGAGCGCGGGCUGUGAUCGCACGUGUCGAACCAUCAGACGAAUCUCCAGCUGCAGGAGCGGCUCCAGGUCCGAGUGUGAGGGUGAACCUCCGUCACCGCUGCCUGAGGACACGGGACGCCACAGGAGCAACUCACACAGACACACACACUGCUGAAACAUUCUGUACAGACUCGUCUCUCACACACACACACACACACACACACACACACACACACUCACACCCCUGUCCAGCUCCAGCGACAUACAGAGCAGAUGAAACCUCCUGCUGUUUGAUAUUCAAACAUCACUUUAAUUCUUUCACGG